AUGAUGAAUGCUCUUAUAUGGAAUAUUAGGUCUGUUAAUACCAUGGAAGCUUUUACAAGGUUAAUAAAACUGAAUCAAAGAUACCAUUUUGGUUUUAUAGGCUUAAUGGAACCUUGUCAAGAUUCAGACAAGAUAGAGGAAUAUAGAAGAAGACUUGGAAUGGAGCAUGCAAUAGUUAAUAUAUCUGGUAAGAUUUGGGCUUUUGUGGAAGAUAUAUUUGACUAUUACAUAAUUGUGGAUCAUCGGCAGCAUUUAACCAUUAAAUUAAGGGUUAGAGGAAAUCAGAAGGAUAUGCUAGUGUCACUAGUGUAUGCAAAGUGUACUCAAGCUGAAAGAUUGGAGUUGUGGGACUCUCUGGAGGAUUUAUCUACUUCAGUUGAUAUUCCUUGGAUGAUUGGGGGUGAUUUUAAUGCAAUAACUUCAGUAGAUGAGAAAUUUGGUGGUCUUCCAGUAACCAUCAAUGAAAUUCAGGAUUUUAGAGGUUGCAUCCAGAACUGUGGAAUAUCAGAUUUGGGAUUUAGUGGAAGUAAAUUUACUUGGUGGAAUGGCCAAAGUGGUGAUGAUUGUAUUUUUAAGAGAUUGGAUAGAUGUAUGGGUAAUCAGUUGCUACAAGCAAAGUAUUCUAGUGUAGGUAUCAAUCAUCUGAUGAGGAGUGGGUCAGAUCAUGCUCCUAUGUUAAUUUCCUAUACAGGAGACAAUAAAAGUAUCAAAAAACCUUUUAAGUUUUUGAACUUUUGGGUAAAGAAUGAGGUGAAAGCAGCUUUAUCACAAUGGAGUAAAGCAACUUUUGGGAAUAUAUUCCAAGAAAUUGAAGCUCUUGAAGAGGUCAUUAAGGUGAAGGAAACACAAUUUUAG
Molecule: messenger RNA, 855 nt
Organism: Lycium barbarum (goji berry)
Lineage: Eukaryota; Viridiplantae; Streptophyta; Magnoliopsida; Solanales; Solanaceae
Exons: 2
Coding region: 1-855 (284 amino acids)
Molecular function (GO): catalytic activity
Source: RefSeq, a predicted model, not a curated record